Messenger RNA from Armigeres subalbatus, 472 nucleotides. RefSeq lists its product as uncharacterized. The transcript is spliced from 2 exons. The record is from RefSeq and is a predicted model, not a curated record. Lineage: Eukaryota; Metazoa; Arthropoda; Insecta; Diptera; Culicidae. Bases 112 to 438 code for a protein of 108 amino acids.
UUACUGGGGGGUCGCAGUUCAGGUUGGAUCGUGGAUCGAAGUGCAUCGUUUUCCAUCGUAUAUUCCGUCGUAUUUCGAAAGGCCAGACAGUUAAUUGGAAAGCGUGUUAAAAUGGCAAACGUGUUCUUCUCUUUGGUGUUUUGUUUGGCAUUUGCGCAGUUAGCUCAUAUGUAUCCUCAAAAUGCAGAUUACGGUCGAAGAGGUGUUCGAGAGUAUGCAUCAGAGCCCCUGAGCAACAACGUGGUGCGGAAGGAUAUCUUUGUCCUGGAAAUACCCGAAGCAGCCAUUGAAGACGAGAUCGAAGAACAGAUGGCCGUGAUGAUGGAAAGGAGAGCCAAGCAGCAAUUGGCGUUGGAUCGAUUUGUGUUGAAGCUAUACGAGGAGUUCCGCAGGCGCGAACAAGAGGGUACUUUGAAUGUACAUCGUCAGCGGUUGUGAAAUUGUUGAAUAAAUUAAAUGUGUUCCUUAAUAA